CUACAUUGGCAACAUUGUUGCUGCAACAUGUGGCGUGCUGCCGGCUACUACCGAUUGUCAUUCGUGUUGGCCAUGUGCGGGUCCCGGUUUUCCACUUGCGAAUUUGAAAUCAUUUCCAUUUUGGCGGCAACUGAAUUCGGAUUAUUCCGCAAAUUUCUUCUUGAGUGAUUGAUAAGACACCUAUAAGCUUCAGUAUCAUCAGCAUCAUGUCCUCACCCGUCGGUCCAGAGCCCAGCAACCUGAUCUGCCCCAGCUGCCACCAGAACGUGACCACGCGCACCGAGCCAAAGGCCUCGACCAAGACGCACUUGAUAGCGCUGAUCAUGUGCCUGACCUGCCUCUUUCCCUGCGCGUGCUGCCUGUACUGCACGGAAUGUGCUCGCAACACGGCACACUUCUGCCCCUCCUGCAACGCCUACAUUGGAUCCUACGAGCGUUGAGUGGAAGCCAGGCUCUCUCUGGUCUGCUCCCCAGCAGCCAUGCCGGAAUGCUACGCUACUUUUUCUAAAUAUUGAUAGUACUUUUGUAUAUUUAACCUAUAUCAUUGCCUCGCACAAGCAUUUAUUCUUACGCAGCAUUUUGAUGUUAAGCAAAAUAUUUUAGUGUAAGAUUGAGCUUAUUUUGUUCCACAGCGCAACAAUAAAAUCACCAGUUGAUAACGUUUCAAAAAUAUCACGGGAAUAUCUAAAAUUGAAUACUCUCCUAACCUACAUUACGAUUACGCCCAUUCUCGCCCCAUACGUUUAUAUAUGUCCGUUCAUAUGAAACCAUUACAGUAAGCUCAAGGCCACGCGUCGCAAAUUGGAGUGCCCCCAAAUGGGUGGAUAUUAGUGGUAAUGGAGGGUUCUUCGUCAUGGCCAGCAGGUGACACGUGGCCGCAGAUAUAAAGCAAGGCCAGGCCCGCUCCUAUUUGAGCACUCAGCC
Messenger RNA from Drosophila miranda, 924 nucleotides. Its product is annotated as lipopolysaccharide-induced tumor necrosis factor-alpha factor homolog. Gene Ontology annotation, molecular function: zinc ion binding. NCBI's taxonomy places the organism in Eukaryota, Metazoa, Arthropoda, Insecta, Diptera, Drosophilidae. The coding region runs from base 207 to 440 and encodes 77 amino acids. The record is from RefSeq and is a predicted model, not a curated record. The transcript is spliced from 3 exons.